This is a messenger RNA of Rhododendron vialii, 2598 nucleotides long. RefSeq names its product serine/threonine protein phosphatase 2A 57 kDa regulatory subunit B' theta isoform-like. The transcript is spliced from 4 exons. Gene Ontology annotation, molecular function: protein phosphatase regulator activity. Gene Ontology annotation, cellular component: protein phosphatase type 2A complex. The record is from RefSeq and is a predicted model, not a curated record. Lineage: Eukaryota; Viridiplantae; Streptophyta; Magnoliopsida; Ericales; Ericaceae. Gene Ontology annotation, biological process: signal transduction. Bases 539 to 1768 code for a protein of 409 amino acids.
GUAAAAAUAUCCACUAUCUGGAAAAAACCAAGAAAGAAAGAAUAAAAGAAAGUCGUAGAAAGAACACGAGGAAGAAAAUAAACAUUCUAUCGAACCAAAAGCUCAACAGAAUCAACCACCACUGGAAGGGAUUGCUCUUUCUCUAACCCAAUAUUUGAGACUCCUGAUCAAGAAUGCUAUCUGGGUCCUGUAGAUCAUGCCCAGAUCUCGUUAUUUAUUGAUCUAGCCGAAUAAAAGAUCAUUUUUUGCUAAUCUCUAGAGGAAAAAAAGGAGAUGAGAAGGGGAUUCAUCCACUUAGAUUGGAACUAUCAUCAAUAGCAGGUAGCAGGCAUGCUAUUUGUUGACAGCGGGGAGGAUGAGAAGCCGAUAUGAUGGAUUGGAUAGUACAGGCUUAAAACUGGUUUAGUUGAAAUGGGUUCUUCUAGUUUAUGUGAUAUUAUUGCCAUCCUUUAUCACUCAUGACAUGAAGCUCUGAGAACUAUCUUGUUCUAUAUUAGUUUCUUAUGUGAGGAAAACUUUGCGGGUUGUCAUUGAAGUUAUGAUCAAACAAAUACUUAAUAGGCUCCCCAGGAAGCCGUCUAAGUCAGCAGAAAAUCGCGAUGGGGGAACCUCUACCUCCUCUUCAAAUGCUUCUUCCAGUUUACGAAGCGGUGAUCUAGCAAGCAAUCCGUAUGGGAACUGGAACGCGGCAUCUCUUUCUGGCCAGAAUCCUACUUCAAAUUCAGGAAUAAGUCAUGGAAAUAGUAAGUUUCCUCAAGCUUUAAACUCAAAGCCGAAUGGCAAUUCAACAGUUACCUCCUAUGAGUUAUUGCCUAGUUUCCGAGAUGUUCCAAACUCUGAAAAGCAGAGCUUGUUCAUCAGAAAGCUGAACCUAUGCUGUGUCGUGUUUGACUUUUCUGACCCAACAAAGAAUUUGAAAGAAAAGGAAAUAAAGCGACAGACUUUGGUAGAGCUUGUUGAUUAUGUCACUUCUGCUGAUGGGAAAUUCACAGAACCUGUUGUGCAAGAAAUGGUGAAGAUGGUGUCUGUAAACUUGUUCCGGACACUCACUCCUCAGCCUCGUGAGAACAAAGUCUUAGAAGCUGUUGAUAUGGAGGAGGAUGAGCCGAUGAUGGAACCGGCAUGGCCUCAUUUGCAAAUUGUAUAUGAAUUCUUCCUGAGAUUUGUGGCAUCACCAGGGAUGGAUGCAAAAUUGGCUAAGCGCUACGUUGAUCACUCUUUUGUCGUAAGGUUGUUGGAUCUUUUCGAUUCCGAAGAUCCUAGAGAAAGGGAAUACUCGAAAACUGUUUUACACCGGAUUUAUGGGAAGUUUAUGGUGCACCGUCCAUUCAUUAGGAAAACGAUCAACAACAUAUUUUAUCGUUUCAUUUUUGAAACCGAGAAGCAUAAUGGAAUUGCAGAGCUGUUAGAAAUAUUGGGCAGUAUAAUUAACGGAUUUGCUUUGCCACUGAAAGAAGAGCACAAACUCUUCCUUGUACGUGCACUGAUUCCACUCCAUAAACCGAAAUGCAUACCUAUGUACCAUCAGCAGUUAUCCUAUUGCAUCACACAAUUUGUGGAGAAAGACUGUAAGCUUGCAGACACUGUUAUAAGGGGCUUAUUACGGUAUUGGCCUAUCACAAAUAGUUCAAAGGAGGUCAUGUUCUUAGGUGAGCUGGAGGAGGUUUUAGAAGCGACUCAGCCUCCGGAGUUCCAGCGUUGUAUGGUACCCUUGUUCCGGCAAAUUGCUCAUUGCUUGAGCAGUUCACACUUCCAAGUAGGUGGCUGAAAGGGCUCUGUUUUUAUGGAACAACGAUCACAUUGACAACUUAAUCAAACAAAAUCGCAAGGUUAUUUUGCCAAUUAUAUUUCCUGCCUUGGAAAAAAAUGUGACAAAACACUGGAACCAGGCGGUUCAGAGCUUGACAUUAAAUGUCCGCAAGAUCUUCUCUGAUAUUGAUCCGGAGCUAUUUGAGGAGUGCCUGCUUAAAUUUCAAGAAGAUAAAGCCCAAGAGGAAGAGAUUAAGCUGAAGCGUGAAGCCACAUGGAAACGCUUAGAGGAGAUUGCAGCCAUGAAAUCGGCAAAGUGAUUGUCCCCAAAUGGAUAACUGCUCAGAGGUCGUCCGACUUGGGAGAUUAGAAACAAGAAGAGUGUUGUUGGUACUUCCAGUUUUCUUCAUAGUUCUGAUUGUUAUGCAGAGAAAGAAGGGUAUUGUUAUUUGGUGGGAUGUUGCAUUCAUUGCGUGCUCACCUUCUUCUGCUUCUACAUUUUGCAUAGGACUAUCGGGUCCCACUGGGUGAGAAACACUGCGUGCAAGGUAUAAACUGACCCCAUAUGAAUCUAUGCGCAACGACAGCAUAUCUUGGCUUGGAUUAACAAAGAUAUUUGGGUGAGUUUUGGUUAUAUGGAGGAAACUUGGUUAGUGACUUGGGCCUUUUUGUUAGGUGUUUAAAGGGGUGACAUUGAAAGAGCUUCAUUUUGCAGGUAUUUAUGUGCAUUUUUUUUCAUAAAUUCGGUUUAACUAGUGUAUUUUUUUUUUAAUGUUCAAUUAUGUAUAAUGUACCUUUCUAUUAUGUUGCUUUUAUGAAUGGAUAUCUCUUGCAUGAGUCAGCAUGACA